Messenger RNA from Ramularia collo-cygni, 804 nucleotides. RefSeq lists its product as uncharacterized. The coding region runs from base 1 to 804 and encodes 267 amino acids. NCBI's taxonomy places the organism in Eukaryota, Fungi, Ascomycota, Dothideomycetes, Mycosphaerellales, Mycosphaerellaceae. The transcript is spliced from 6 exons. The record is from RefSeq and is a predicted model, not a curated record.
AUGCUCAACAACAAGAUCGUCCUGGCACUCGCAGCCGCUUCCUUUGUGGCCGCUCAAGAGAUUGAGCGCAAUGACAUUCCCCAGGAAUGUCGCUCCAUUUGCGAGCCCGUAAUUGACAUAAGCCGCCGCUGCAAUUUCGACAACGAUCAAAGGGAGCGAGACUGCAUCUGCGAUGUAGCCAACAACGCGUCGUUUGCGACUUGCAACGAAUGCACUCUCCGCUAUCCCCAAUUCUUCGUUGACACCGAUAACGAUAACGACGAUAUCAACGACGUCAACGACAACGACGACAACGAGGUCGCCAACUGGUACAACAGAUGCGCUUUCGGCGGCAACUCAACCACUGCUCCUGGUGCAUCCAUCACCUCGGCGCCAACUCCUCCUCUUUCGAUGUCGACUGGUGUAUACACAACGACUAUCUGCGACRAUGAUGUUUUUGAUAACGACAACGACCUCGAUGAUGACCGUGAUACUCCUGACAACGAUGAUGUCUGCCGCACUCGUGUCAUGACAGGCGCGAUUCCUGUGGUUCCUGUAACAGCUACCACGACCGAUGCUUCAGGCAGUACCGUUACGUCUUCAUUCUUCACCACCACAUCCACUGGCACUCGGGGUCCCCAAGCCACUCAAACGGGCCAGACGGGUACAGGCGCCGGAUCAUCGAACUCAGGCAACGGCAAUGGAAACAAUGACGCCAAUGGUAACAACGACCUUCCGGCAUCUGAUGGCGGAGCUAUGGCGAUGGCAAUCCCGAUGCUCUGGGCUGGUGCUGGCAUGGUCUUUGUAGCGUUGGCUUACAUCUGA